This is a messenger RNA of Arachis ipaensis, 564 nucleotides long. The record is from RefSeq and is a predicted model, not a curated record. Lineage: Eukaryota; Viridiplantae; Streptophyta; Magnoliopsida; Fabales; Fabaceae.
AUGAUCUUCGGUCUUCCGACCGAUGGUCUUCCAGUGACAGGGAUGACUUUGAAUAGUUUCGAAGCCUUAGAGGCGGAGUGUCUGCACCAAUUUGGGGUUGCACCGUUAAAGUCGCAGUGUCGAGGAAGCAGCAUAAAACUUACGUGGCUACGGGAUUUAAAAGAACGGUUACAGUUGACUGAUGAAAACAGUAUACAGGUGUACGUUAAGUGCCACAUAAUGUUGUUGAUCGGUACGAUCUUGUUUGGAGACAAGACUGGGGCAUUUGUCCACUGGAAGUUUCUGCCUCUUCUCAAUGAUUUUGUUAGUAUUGGACAGUAUAGUUGGGGAUCAGCAUGCCUGGCACACCUGUACAGGAGUUUAUGCAGGGCAUCACGGUUUGACUGUAAGGAAAUCGAUGGUCCGUUAACACUUCUACUAGAUAUUUUUCUUGACAUCUCCGAAUCAAUCUUCUCACAAAUCACACCUUUAAGCUCUUCAAAUAAAAUUGUGAAUGGAAUAACAACAUCCAACGGAUCUUCACAAACAAAUUUUACCCCUUCAGACGUCUGCAACAAAAUCUGA